This is a messenger RNA of Thermothelomyces thermophilus ATCC 42464, 681 nucleotides long. RefSeq lists its product as uncharacterized. The transcript has a single exon. The record is from RefSeq and is a predicted model, not a curated record. Gene Ontology annotation, cellular component: membrane. Bases 1 to 681 code for a protein of 226 amino acids. NCBI's taxonomy places the organism in Eukaryota, Fungi, Ascomycota, Sordariomycetes, Sordariales, Chaetomiaceae.
AUGUCCUCCUCGCGCGUCUUGUCCACAGCGAACCCCGCCCUGUUGACCGGGUCGGUUGGCGCCGCCGUACUUUACCUGGCAAUGGCCCGCUCGCGGCCCAGCCGACGGCGAAUGAUUGUUAAGACGGCUUCCACCGCACUCCUCUCCGCCAUGGCCGCCGUGCAGGGCGGACCGCUCCUCCUAGUCGCUGCGCUGGCUUUGGGAUCCCUCGGCGACGCCUUUCUCGCCUGGGACGACGACGCGUCCUUCCUGCUGGGUCUCGCGAGUUUCCUGGUGGCUCACCUCUUGUACAUUGUUGUCUUCUUCCAAAACAACACCAACAUCACGGAAGGACCCUGGGCUCUGUUACGGAGCUGGCGUGCCCCGGCGGCAGGGUCCUUGAUCCUGCUCGUCUCCGUCAUGAUCACCAUCUUGGUCCCGCGGAUCGAUCAGGGACUACGGCCGCCUGUCGUUCUGUAUUCCUUGACCAUCUUGGUCAUGGCUCUCACGGCGCUCACCGUGGACAGCAGCCGGGUCGUUGCCGGCAGCCUCAUGUUCUCAGGAUCGGACGCGAUCCUCGCGGCUGAUCGGUUUUUGGUCUCCCCGGCCUCCUCGCAUCGCGCUUGGAUGCAGCCCGCUGUCUGGGUUCUCUACUAUUUCGGUCAGCUGCAGAUAGCUCUGGGACUAUUGCCCCUCCCAUGA